AUGAAGUACGCCAUUACUUUCGGUGCCGCUGUGGCCCCCAUGGUCGCCGCCCACGGUAUGAUCAAGACGCCCACUCCUCGUAGCGCUGGUACCGCCAUGUCGUCUGCUUGCGGAUCUCAGAUCUACAACAUGAUGAGCUCCGACUCGUACGGCAACAUCCAGGGUGAGACGCAGCUCAUUGGCAGCGACUUCACCGACGAGUGCAACCUCUGGCAGUGCAAGGGAAUGCAGUACUCGGACAACACGGCCAACGUCCAGAGCUACUCGACCGGCGACGUUGUCGACAUUACCUACGACAUUCGCGCCCCCCACACCGGUACCGCCAAUGUCAGUAUCGUCGACACGGCCUCCAACACCAUCAUUGGUGAUGUUCUCGCCUACUGGAGCGUCUUCGCCUCCAACUCGCAGGCCAGCGCUGCCAACGAGACCUCCUUCUCCAUCACCAUUCCCGAUCUUGGUGGCAAGUGUACCACUGGCGGCGAGUGUGUCAUUCAGCACUACUGGGACAGUCAGUCCGCUGGUCAGACUUAUGAGUCUUGCAUCGACUUUACUGUCGGCGGCUCCAGCAGCGGUAGCUCUGGAAGCGCCAGCACUACUACUGCUGCCGCCACCAGCGCCGCCGCUGCCACUUCUCAGGUGGCCACCACUUCCCAGGCCGCCACCAGCGUCGUUGCCGUGAGCAGCACCAAGUCGGUCGUUUCCGCCGCUGCCACCAGCUCCGCCGCCGCCGAGACUGGCGACGAUGAUGAGGAUGACAGCUGCGAUGCCGACGAUGAUGAUGAGGCCGAGGAUGCUGGCGAUGACGAGGACGACGACAGCUGCGAUGCUGACGACGAGGAUGACGAGCCCGUCGCCAGCUCUGCUCCCGCCUCGAGCGCUGCUCCCACCACUCUGGUCACCCGUACCUCCACCGCUGCCGCCCAGGCUACCUCUGCUGCUAGCUCUGGCUCCAGCUCUGGAUCCGUCGCUCUCUACGGCCAGUGUGGCGGUAUCAACUACUCCGGAAGCACCACCUGCGCUUCGGGUACCUGCACUGUCAUGAACGACUACUACUCUCAGUGCGUCUAA
Messenger RNA from Pestalotiopsis fici W106-1, 1068 nucleotides. RefSeq lists its product as uncharacterized. Gene Ontology annotation, cellular component: extracellular region. Bases 1 to 1068 code for a protein of 355 amino acids. The record is from RefSeq and is a predicted model, not a curated record. Gene Ontology annotation, biological process: carbohydrate metabolic process. Gene Ontology annotation, molecular function: cellulose binding. Lineage: Eukaryota; Fungi; Ascomycota; Sordariomycetes; Amphisphaeriales; Sporocadaceae. The transcript is spliced from 5 exons.